Raphanus sativus (radish) is the source of this 1269-nucleotide messenger RNA. Its product is annotated as peroxidase 1-like. Gene Ontology annotation, biological process: response to oxidative stress; hydrogen peroxide catabolic process. The coding region runs from base 16 to 1038 and encodes 340 amino acids. The record is from RefSeq and is a predicted model, not a curated record. Lineage: Eukaryota; Viridiplantae; Streptophyta; Magnoliopsida; Brassicales; Brassicaceae. Gene Ontology annotation, cellular component: plant-type cell wall; plasmodesma. Gene Ontology annotation, molecular function: peroxidase activity; heme binding. The transcript has 4 exons.
AGAAGAGAGACAACAAUGGCGCUCAAGAACUUACUUUCCCUUAUGGUUCUUCUUGGCGUUGUUGGAGUUUCCGUUGCAAGACCAUAUGAUAACCCAUUUAGGAACUCACAAAGUAACCCACAAAGUAACCCAGGUACGAUGGGUAAUCUUGACCUCGACUACUACCGCUAUAAGUGUCCGCAAAUGGAAGACAUUGUCCGUCGUGUUACAAUUCAAUAUGUCUCUCCCAAGCCAACUCUUGCUGCUGCGCUUCUGAGGAUGCAUUUUCAUGAUUGUUUUGUCAGAGGAUGUGAUGGUUCCAUUCUUCUUAAAUCACCAAACAAUGAUGCGGAAAGAGAUGCUCCCCCCAACUUGACAUUGAAAGGCUACGAAGUGGUCGAUGCUGUCAAGUCAGCGCUCGAGCUAGAGUGUCCUGGUGUUGUUUCUUGCGCUGAUGUUCUUGCCUUGGUCGCUAGAGAUUCCGUUUUAGUGAUAAGAGGACCAUGGUGGCCUGUUCCAUUAGGGCGGAGGGACGGACGCAUCUCGAGAAUUUCUGAGGCUAACUUACCAUCUCCUUUUGCCGACGUAAAUACACUGAAGAAGAACUUCACCGACAAGGGUCUUAACACUAAAGACCUAGUCGUCCUCUCAGGGGCUCAUACCAUUGGUGUAUCUUCUUGCGGUCUCAUCAGCAGUCGUAUCCACAACUUCACGGGCAGAGGCGAUUUUGACCCAGCGAUGAACCCUAACUACGUUAAAGAAUUGAAGAGUCGGUGUCAGCCAAAAGAUGUCAAGACCAUAGUGGAUAUGGACCCAGGCAGUGUCGAUAAGUUCGACUCUCACUACUUCGACGCUGUGGAUCAGAGGAAGGGUUUGUUCAUAUCUGAUUCAGCACUUCUCAAUGACUGGGAGACCAAGUUAUACAUUAAGACGCAGGUGUGGACCGGUGGGGCUUCCUUCAACAGGGAUUUUGCAGAGUCAAUGGUUAAGCUCGGUUUCAUCGGGAUUCUUACCGGGGAUCAGGGUGAGGUCAGGAGCAGAUGCGAUCUUGUUAAGUAAUUUGGAAGUUUCUGUUUUUCUCAUAUGAUUGAAACCCUUAAAAGCUUUCUUCUUUAUUAUUCUGUUGUAUUAUUAUUUUUUCAUCAAAGUUCUUUGUGUUAAAAUAAUGGUCUCUGAGUCCUUUCUCCAGGAAUGUUCUUUAUCUUUGAAUUUUCGGAUAUAUUAUUUUUAUGUAAGUCAUGUAUUUCUUUCUUUCACAGGUGUUAUCAAUAAUAAGUAACAAUCAUUGUU